Molecule: messenger RNA, 936 nt
Organism: Lolium perenne
Lineage: Eukaryota; Viridiplantae; Streptophyta; Magnoliopsida; Poales; Poaceae
Product: wall-associated receptor kinase 5-like
Molecular function (GO): polysaccharide binding
Source: RefSeq, a predicted model, not a curated record
AUGGCGGUAGUAGCCAGCUCGGUAGCAGCAGUGCUGGCGCUGCUGGCGUUGCAGCUUCCUGCAGCGGCGGCAGACGGUUGCGACAGAACAUGCGGCGACGUGGGCGUGCCGUAUCCAUUUGGCAUCACCGGCUCGGCCCCCGGCUGCUACUGGCGGGGCUUCAACCUCACCUGCGCCGACGACGACACGAGCGGCGGCAAACGGCUGCUGCUCGGCGACGGCUCGCUUCAGGUCAAAGACAUCUCGGUCGCCAACGCCACGGUGCGCGUCCUGCACACCGGCGACAUAAAGAUCGACCGCGAGGGCUACGGUAUCGGCGGCAACGAGCUCGUCGUGGUGGGCUGCAACGUGUACGCCACGCUGCUGGAGAAGAACAACGACAACAUCAUCGGCGGCUGCGCCUCCUUCUGCCCCAACGACAUGCCCGACCUGCAGGCUGGGCACGCUGCCUGCGACGGCAUGGGCUGCUGCCGGGCGCCCAUCGUCCAGACCCGCGACGACGUGGCGGGCAACGUGGUGUUCAGGUGGCUCGGCCCCACGGACGGCGGCCGGAGCGACACCGGGCUGCCGUGGCGCGUGUUCGUCGCGGAGGACGGGUGGUUCCACCGGAACGCAGCGGCGAAUCUCGCGUCCACGGAAGGUGCAGUAGUCCCCGUUCUUCUGCACUGGGUGGUCGUCGAGGAAGAUCAUGCCCCGGUAGCCGGCGAGCUGAAUUGCACCGACAAAGCCAAACGCCGUGUCUGCAAGAGUAGCAACAGCGAAUGCAAGAUGAGAGGCAGAGGCUAUACUUGCUCCUGCCAAAAGGGUUACAGUGGCAAUCCUUAUGUCCCCGACGACCAAGACGGAUGCAAAGGUUUGGAUUGGUGUCUUCCCAACAGGGCCGGCUGCCCAUUCAGCCGCAACCAAGUCAUAGAACCCCUCCUGUUCAAGCCAUGA